CCACCGAAAUCGCUAGGUGUCGAGAUGUUUUCAAGACUUGCGCCGCGUUCACACGUGUUUUGGUCGCGGACGGCGAAAGUUGUCUUUGGAGGUGGCCAGUCGGCUAGAAGUUGUUCCCGCUUGUCGAGUAUCUCGUCAUCGUCGCCAGUGACCAGUCCUCAGUUGUCAGUCCACUCGCAACACCGUCAGUUUUCCCGCAGCAGCGCAAUGUCGGCAAAGUACAUUCCAGUAGAGAAAGGAGUUAAGAACUCCCCCAGCUACGCCAUCUACUACAAAAAUGAAGCGGGACAAGCCAUUUCACCGUUUCAUGACAUCCCCCUCUAUGCAAACGAAGCCAAAACCGUAUACAAUAUGGUCGUAGAAAUUCCACGUUGGACAAACGCUAAAAUGGAAAUUUCAACAAAGGUGCCUCUAAAUCCAAUCAAACAAGACAUAAAGAAGGGUAAAUUGCGAUUCGUAGCAAACUGUUUCCCCCAUCAUGGCUACAUCUGGAACUAUGGCGCUUUCCCACAAACUUGGGAAAAUCCAGAUCAUAUUGAACCAUCAACAUGUGCUAAAGGUGAUAACGAUCCAAUUGAUGUUUUGGAAAUUGGCUAUCGCGUCGCCGAGAGAGGUGAAAUCGUCCAAGUAAAAAUUUUAGGUACUCUUGCUUUGAUCGACGAGGGAGAAACUGAUUGGAAAAUUCUCGCCAUCGAUGUUAAGGAUCCUUUGGCUGAUCAAGUAAAUGAUAUUGCUGAUAUUGAAAAACAUUUCCCAGGACUCUUGCGAGCAACAGUCGAAUGGUUCAAGAUUUACAAAAUCCCAGAUGGAAAACCUGAAAAUCAGUUUGCCUUUAACGGAGAGGCGAAAAAUGCGGCUUUCGCUACAAAUGUCGUUGCUGAAACGCACAAAUUCUGGCAGGGAUUAGUUAAAAAGGAAUUGGAUGCAGGCUCACUUUCUUGCGUAAACACCAGUGUAUCUGAUUCUCCAUUCAACAUCUCACAAGAGGAUGGUGACAAGAUUUUGGCUCAGCCUCUCGACGCUGCUGAACCAGAAAACAUCGGACAUUCAGUCGACAAGUGGCAUUUCAUCCAUUUGAAGUGAACGGUAUUUCACCAUACCAGCAGUUAACAGGAAAAAAGUUAUCACAAAUAUUUGAAAUAUCCUGCAUGGAGAAACAUAAUUUGCAAUGGACAAAUAAUAAAUUGGGAUGAUCUCGAAAA
This is a messenger RNA of Hermetia illucens (black soldier fly), 1202 nucleotides long. It is a transcript of the gene Nurf-38, whose product is annotated as inorganic pyrophosphatase. Gene Ontology annotation, biological process: phosphate-containing compound metabolic process. The coding region runs from base 25 to 1083 and encodes 352 amino acids. The transcript has 7 exons. Lineage: Eukaryota; Metazoa; Arthropoda; Insecta; Diptera; Stratiomyidae. Gene Ontology annotation, cellular component: cytoplasm. The record is from RefSeq and is a predicted model, not a curated record. Gene Ontology annotation, molecular function: inorganic diphosphate phosphatase activity; magnesium ion binding.